AUGAAUCUAGCCACAGUACGCAACUGCUUACGCAGAACUAGACCGUGGAGUUACCGCUGCUUGGCUACCAAUGCCAAAAAUGCACCAGAAACCACGCUUCGACCUACCAGUAUAUUCGCUCCUUUCUUCGCCAAAGAUGACGAAGAAGAAGUCAAAGCUCGUCGGUUUUAUCCACGAAAAACUGCCAAAGACACCAGCAAAUUAACCGUUCCACCCACUCGCACCAAAAUGCUCGUGAGAGACUUUAUUGACGAUUCGCUUUAUAAUCCAAAGUACGGUUACUUUUCAAAGCAAGCCGUCAUUUUCUCGCCAGAAACUGAUUUUGACUUCAACGCCAUGCAAGACCAUUUGGAGUUCAUGAACGUCUUGGCACGUCUUUAUCGAGAAAUGGAAGGUGAGGCCGACGAAGUAGACGACGUAGCGCGACAAGUAUGGCAUACACCCACCGAACUUUUCAAGCCCUGGUAUGGUUAUGCCAUUGCAAAGUACAUGGUCUCCGAAUACAAGCUGAAUCUGUAUCCGCACAAGGAUUUGAUCAUCUAUGAAAUGGGUGCGGGUAACGGUACUCUCAUGUUGAAUAUCCUCGACUAUAUUCAGAAAUUCGAACCUUCGGUCUACAAACGUACACAAUACAAUAUCAUUGAAAUCUCAGACAUGUUGGCGAAACAGCAAAUGGGACUUCAGGAUAUGCGCGACGUUAGUCAGCGACAUGAUUGUGUCAAGGUGAUCAACAAGAGUAUCUUUGAUUGGAACGUCACCGUCCCUGAUCAGUGCUUUUUCCUCGGCAUGGAGGUCAUUGAUAACUUUGCGCAUGAUUUGAUCCGAUAUGAUCUCGAGACGUUACAGCCGUAUCAGGGCAUUGUGAGCAUCGAUAGCAAAGGCGAUUAUACCGAAUUAUACGAACCAUUACAAGAUAACUUGAUCCAACAGUAUCUGCAGACGCGAAAGCAAACACGGUAUCUCAGUCCUGUGCUGUCCCGGAAACUAUGGCACAAGUUCUUGAAAAGUCUUCCUAUUGCCCCCAAUAUGACCUCCCCAGAAUUCAUUCCCACCAAACUCUUCAUGCUACUUCAAAUGCUCAAGACUUACUUCCCUCAACAUCGACUGAUUCUAUCCGAUUUCUCGUCCUUACCUGACGCUGUCGAAGGCGUGGAUGCUCCCGUUGUACAGACACGAUACAAGGGCACCAUGGUUCCGUGUUCCACUUACAUGGUUCAGCCAGGCUGGUUUGACAUUUUCUUCCCUACCAAUUUCGAACUGCUACGAGAUAUGUAUUUGUUGGUGUGCCGUGGAUCUGGCAACGAUAAGAGUGUCAAGGUCAUGACCCACCGAGAGUUUUGCGAACGGUAUGGCGAUGUAGAGCGCACCACGACUCGUAGUGGAGAAAACCCAAUGUUGAUGUACUACGAGAACAUGAAAAUGUUAGUAACCUGA
Messenger RNA from Radiomyces spectabilis, 1434 nucleotides. Its product is annotated as S-adenosyl-L-methionine-dependent methyltransferase. Gene Ontology annotation, cellular component: mitochondrion. The coding region runs from base 1 to 1434 and encodes 477 amino acids. NCBI's taxonomy places the organism in Eukaryota, Fungi, Mucoromycota, Mucoromycetes, Mucorales, Radiomycetaceae. Gene Ontology annotation, molecular function: protein-arginine omega-N symmetric methyltransferase activity. The record is from RefSeq and is a predicted model, not a curated record. The transcript is spliced from 3 exons.